CUCUGAUGGGCAGGGAGAGAUACCAGGGUGCUGAGUCAGUCCAGGACUGCCCCCUCCUGGCCCACUCAGAGCCCCCGGGUGUGAGAAGCUCGUCUCCCGUGGGUUGCAUUGGCCCUGCCCUAUCUCUGCCUCCAGCACCCAGGGCGGCCGCAGAUGGCAGUGUCUCUGGGGACAGCAGCUGCGAAUGAGUCCACGGGCCGACGCUGAGCUGCUCAGGCUGAGGCGGUGUGCUCAGCACAGAGCCCCCGGAACUGGCAUCUGCAGGGCGUGAGACUGGAUCUUGCUCCAGGCUGGAGUGCAGUGGCGCGAUCACAGCUCACUGCAGCCUCCAUCUCCCAGACUUAGGUGAUCCUUCCACCUCAGCCUCCCGGGUAACUGGGAUUACAGCCAAGGCCGCCGCGAUGCCGCACUUCCUGGACUGGUUCGUGCCGGUCUACUUGGUCAUCUCGGUCCUCAUUCUGGUGGGCUUCGGCGCCUGCAUCUACUACUUCGAGCCGGGCCUGCAGGAGGCGCACAAGUGGCGCAUGCAGCGCCCCCUGGUGGACCGCGACCUCCGCAAGACGCUAAUGGUGCGCGACAACCUGGCCUUCGGCGGCCCGGAGGUCUGAGCCGACUUGCAAAGGGGAUAGGCGGGCGGCACCGGGCGCCCUCCCCCAGCCCGCCCCGCCCGCCCAGCCCGGAGACCCCCAAGGCAGAGGGAGGCCGGCCUGUUGGCCCUCCACGCUAUCCCUCUGCAGCCUGGGCCCUCCCGACAGAGGCCCCAGGUGCGCUGGCAGUGGAGGUGGGGCACUUAGGUGCCUGGCUGGCCCAGGGCUUGCUCUCCGUGUCAAGCCGACUCACCCAGAGCCCACCCUCCCAAGCUCAGGGGCAUCCUCCGCUGGGCCCCAGUGCCUUUGCGCUGCGCAGCACUCUGCCCUCCACUGGACUCAGGCAUGUCUAUGGCUGCCUGUCCUGAGGCUCCCGAGCCCUCAUUUCUUCGUGAAGUCCCCAGCUCCCCUGCCUCCACUCAAUGGCACCAGCCCUGCAGCUUUAGGCAGGUCGAAGCCAACCCAAGGAAAGAACCUAAGAACCUCGUUUGGAGGGAUGUCAGCUUGGGCCAGCCCAGCCGCACCCCGCGGAGCUCAGGCUUGGAACUGGUGAGGGUGUGUGGUGGGGGUAUGCAGAGGGAUAAGACCGUGGUAGAGGAGAGGGUUGGGGAGGAGAGAGAGAGAGAGAGAGAGUCUGGGGGGAGCGGGCAAGCAUGGGGAGAUGAGAUGUGUAUAUGUGAGAGAGAGUGUGGGGGCCCCAGGCAGGGCAGGAGGUGGUGGAAACGGGGUGAACUCCGUGGGCUGUGUGAGGACUGUCCAUAGUGGGUCCCAACCCCCUCCCUCUGCUGGAGUUUCCUAGCCCUUCCCCCUCCCCAAGACUGAGGCAGCAGGCAGCAGCCCCUGCCCUCCCUCCCUGUCCUGUGCCACACUUCUGGGGCCAAACCCAGACCCCUUGAGCCAGGCCCUGCCAGACUCCAAGCCCACCCUAGAACCCUCCUCCUGUGUGGAGACUCUGUUGCCCCACUUUGGACAUAGAUUGGCAACCUGCCUCACCCCGCCCCCCUUUGCUGGGGCUUCCAUCUUAAUUUAUUCUCAAUAAUAAAGACUUCAUGAUGA
This is a messenger RNA of Pan troglodytes (chimpanzee), 1643 nucleotides long. It is a transcript of the gene SMIM45, whose product is annotated as small integral membrane protein 45. The transcript is spliced from 3 exons. The coding region runs from base 402 to 608 and encodes 68 amino acids. Lineage: Eukaryota; Metazoa; Chordata; Mammalia; Primates; Hominidae. The record is from RefSeq and is a predicted model, not a curated record.